GCGGAAAGUGGCAGAUGUAGGUCUAGCAGUUCAACAACUAUGAGAGAUAUAAUGCGUUUUUGAUAUUUGGAUUUGGAUUUCAAACAAAAUGGUGAAAAUCGAAGAGGCUAAAAGUUACACGCCUGUUUUGAGACAGUGCUUUCUGACUGCGAGUGUGGCAGUGAACAUUAUUGCGCAUGGCUGCGUCAUCGGGUUCUCCGCCAUACUCAUUCCCAGCCUGCGCCGCCCUGAAUCUCAUAUCCAGGUCACCACCAGCGAGGAAUCAUGGAUUGCUUCCAUUGUGGGCUUCGCGCUGAUCAUGGGGAACUUCAUCAUCACGCCGCUCAUGGACACUCUGGGCAGGAAGAAGUGCCAUUUACUAACUAUAUUACCCGUCCUCGUCGGCUGGUUCCUACUCCUCCUAGUCAACAAUGUAGCUGGUCUGAUCACUGCACGUUUUCUCCAAGGCGUAUCCAUGGGCAUGCUGGGUCCUUUAGGCUCAAUCAUAAUCGGAGAAAUGACAGACCCUAAGAACCGAGGAGCAUUCUUAACAAGCGUGUCCCUCUCUUUGACAAUUGGAGUCCUGUCCACCCACGCUCUUGGCACGUACUUCAGCUGGCAGCAAAAUGCCUUGAUAUGCUCGUUCAUCACAUUCACAAGUCUCCUGCUCAUAAUAUAUAACCCUGAAUCUCCAUCUUGGCUGAUAGCUAACGGGAGGUUUAAGGAAGGAGAGGAAAUCUUCUUCUGGUUAAGAGGAAGGAAUCCAGAACAAGAGGCUGAGUUAGAGACCAUGAUAGCAGCCCAAAGAAUGAAAAGAAAAUCCAGCGUUAUAGAUGAGGAGCUACCUUUCAAACUCAAAGUUAAAAGGUUUUUCGUAUAUUUAAGAAGUACGUCAAAAAAGCCAGAAUUCUACAAACCUAUAACCAUCAUGUUUCUUUUAUACACAAUGUUCCAAUUUGCUGGAAUCAACGUUAUAAGUUCUUACGCUAUGGAUAUAAUUCACCAAGUCGUUGGCCCGGAGGCAAAUGCGAAGUUUUUGAUGGUGCUCCUGGAUGUGGAAAGACUGAUCUGUAAUAUUAUAGCUGUGUUCCUAAUGAAGAUGUUAAAUAGGAGGACUUUGCUGUUCAGCAGUGGCGCUGUGUGUGUACUAUCUUACAUAGGGAAGUGUUCGUAUGUUUACGCCAAACAAAACAAUAUGUUGCCAUUCGAUAAUCAAUGGGUACCAAUAGUGUUAAUAGCUUUAUACAUGAGCUCUUUAACCGUGGGUAUUUCCUCAAUACCUUUCGCGAUAUCAGGCGAAAUAUUUCCAAUGGAGUAUCGAGGGUUAGGUGGCGGAAUCAGUGUAUUAGCUUUGUCAUUAAACUUUUUCAUAGCGGUGAAAUCCUUCCCCAUUCUGACACACACCGUGGGAUUGCCCUUGACUUAUUUAUUGUACGCUGCAAUUGUGGUUGUAUGUUUAAUAGUUAUUUAUUUCAUGAUGCCGGAAACAAAAGAUCGGACUCUUCAAGAGAUUGAGGAUAGCUUUAGAGGUGUGUCAUCUGCUGAUCAAAAGAGUGCAGAACCACUUAAAGGUUACACAAACGGUGAGAUGCGUAGAUGCAGUUCCCAUAUACUGUAUUAAUAAUAAAUGAUGUAAGCACCGUACUAUGUGGAAUAGGCUUUCUCUGGCGCUGCGUGUAGAGCAAUAUGUAGACCAUCAAACUGCUUUGGUGAGGAUUGGUACACAAAUAAAGGAAUUUCUUUAGGUGAAUGCAGGAUAAUUUGUAAAUAUUAAUUUUACUAUACGUAUUGUUAAGUAUUUAGCGCACACAACCUUGAUUAAGGCAAUGAUAUAUUUAUGCAUUUUAUAAUGUGAAAUAUGCCGCGUGGUGUUAGAUCAGAAUAUAGCUGUCACCAACCCUCCUCUCCGUAGAAGAGCUAGAGUUACCGACAUAGCUCAGCGAGUCGAGAAGCUAAAGUGGCAAUGGG
Molecule: messenger RNA, 1947 nt
Organism: Pararge aegeria (speckled wood butterfly)
Lineage: Eukaryota; Metazoa; Arthropoda; Insecta; Lepidoptera; Nymphalidae
Product: facilitated trehalose transporter Tret1-like
Exons: 3
Coding region: 89-1600 (503 amino acids)
Biological process (GO): transmembrane transport
Cellular component (GO): membrane
Molecular function (GO): transmembrane transporter activity
Source: RefSeq, a predicted model, not a curated record